This is a messenger RNA of Dunckerocampus dactyliophorus (ringed pipefish), 2216 nucleotides long. RefSeq names its product zinc finger protein OZF-like. NCBI's taxonomy places the organism in Eukaryota, Metazoa, Chordata, Actinopteri, Syngnathiformes, Syngnathidae. Gene Ontology annotation, cellular component: nucleus. The transcript has 2 exons. The coding region runs from base 454 to 1986 and encodes 510 amino acids. Gene Ontology annotation, molecular function: DNA-binding transcription factor activity, RNA polymerase II-specific; RNA polymerase II transcription regulatory region sequence-specific DNA binding. Gene Ontology annotation, biological process: regulation of transcription by RNA polymerase II. The record is from RefSeq and is a predicted model, not a curated record.
UUUUGGACUACGGUACUUUUGUAAAGAUUGCACCGAAAUGACUGAAAGAAGUCAGAAAAACAAUGAGAUUAUUGCCGCCUGUGUUCUCUUGUCGCUACAUAUUUUUCUUGGGGGUUGUUAGUCACCGUUAAGACGAGCUCGCCUCGCUGAACUUUGCACUUUCUCGAGCGAGCUUAGCUUGCUAGCUGCUCACAAAGACGCGGAAGUCAUCAAGACAUCGCCAAACAGAGGUCAAGUGUGAGUGUGGAAAAGGUAGAAAGCGGUUAUUGCCGCGUCUUUUCUCUUGUCGCUGCAUAUUUUUCGUGAGCAUUGUGACGUCAAAAGAAGCUCGUCCCAGUGAAUGUUGAAUCUCCUCAGGCUAGCUUAGUUCGAUAGCCAAAGAGACGCGGAAGUUAUCAGCACAUCGCUAAGCAGAGCCCAAGUGUGAGUGUAACGUGUUUAGAUUGUGUGAAAAUGUGGAAAGUACAAAUGCUGAGAGCGUUGGUGGAUCAGCGACUAACUGCGGCUGUUGAAGAAAUAUUUGUAGUGUUGGACAGAACGAUAGCAGAGUACGAAGAGGAACUUUCUAGAGCAAAAGAGGAGAACGAGCGACAACGUCAACUACUGGACGCUGUUUUCAAGAAGCAUCAAGUUGUGUUACACAGAGCAGACGUCAGUGAAGAAGAUGUUCCACCUGAGCAACAGGAGUGGAGCUCCAGGGCGAAGCAGGAGCAGCCACAGCCCCCCCACAUUAAAGAGGAAGAGGAGGCUCACAGCAUCAGUCAGGAGGGAGAAAAUCUUGAAGGACAGGAGGAGUUCCCAGUGAUUGGUGUCCCCGUGAAGAGUGAAGAUGAUGAAGACAAAGGUGAAAGUGAAGAGAAGAGAGAGGUGGAGCCUCCAAGCAGCAGCUCAACUCAACACAUGACAACAGAAGCUGAUGGAGACCACUGUGGAGGAUCACAAGCAGACAACCUCUUAGCUCCACUAUCAGAUAGUGACGACACAACGUCACACUCUCCUGACACUGAUGAUGAAGACUCUAAAGCUGAUAUGACAUGUCACACUGACAACACACACUUUACAUGCUCUUACUGUGGCAAAACAUUUAAUUGCCGCAGUUAUCUGAAAAAACACAUGAGAACUCACACAGGAGAGAAACCAUUUGUAUGCUCAGGCUGUGGUAAAAGAUUCUUCUUAAAGGCAAAAUUGAAAGCACACGCAAUAAUACACACUGGAGAGAAACCUUUGUACUGUUCAGCGUGUGGUAAGGGAUUUAGACUAAAUCGAGAUUUGAAAAGACACAUGAGAACACACACUGGAGAAAAAACAUAUUCCUGUUCAGUGUGCGGUAAGGGAUUUAGACUAAAUCAAGAUUUGAAAAGACACACGAGAACACACACUGGAGAAAAACCAUAUUCCUGCUCAGUGUGUGCUAUGAGUUUUGUACAAAAUCAAAACUUGAAAAGACACAUGAGAACACACACUGGAGAAAAACCAUACUCCUGUUCAGUGUGUCAUGUAGGUUUUGCACAAACUCAACAUUUGAAAAGACAUAUGACAACACACACUGGAGAAAAACCAUAUUCCUGUUCAGUGUGUGGUAUAAGUUUUGGACAAAAUCAAUAUUUGAAAGUGCACAUGAGAAUACAUACUGGAGAAAAACCAUACUCCUGUUCAGUGUGUGCUCAAGGUUUUGCACGAAAUGCUGCAUUGCAAAAGCACAUGAGUACACACACUGGAGAAAAACCAUACUCCUGUUCAGUGUGUGGUAUGAAUUUUUUACAAACUCAACAUUUGAAAAGACACAUGAGAAAACACACCGGAAAAAAAACAUACUCCUGUUCAGUGUGUGGUAUUGGUUUUGCACAAAAAGGUGGUUUGAAACUACACAUGAGGAAACACACUGAUGAUGAAGUGUUUAGGUGCAGUGUGUGUGAUGAAAGAUUCUCUUAUAAGUACCAGCUUAACAAUCACAAGUGUGCUGGUGAGAACAGCAGCAGUAAAUGAAGCUGCAGGACUUGAAAUAAACUCUCAAGACUUUGAUAACUUUGACUUUCUGAUAUCACUACCACAUAUAUCAUGUGUGUGUGCAACCCAAUCUCACUGAAAUAGGAUAAAAUAAAAGUGCUUCAUGUUUAUUUUUUUAAUUAAAAGGUCCCGCACAUGAGUCAUCAACUUUGCUUACAUAUGUUAUAUAUUGUUUGUAAUUAUGUUCUACAUUGUUGGAGUUCUGAACG